Molecule: messenger RNA, 1716 nt
Organism: Clupea harengus (Atlantic herring)
Lineage: Eukaryota; Metazoa; Chordata; Actinopteri; Clupeiformes; Clupeidae
Gene: srsf9
Product: serine and arginine rich splicing factor 9
Cellular component (GO): cytoplasm; nucleus
Molecular function (GO): mRNA binding
Source: RefSeq, a predicted model, not a curated record
UGCUUCUCUGCUCGGCCGCAGCUGACCUUGAGGGGGCGGGAUUGCACAGUAGCGUCUUGAUUGAACAGUCGGUGAGGGAGCGGUGAGCAAAUACUUCCUGCUCCGGGGGAAGCUCGAGACCUUGUUUAUUCUGUCCUGUUGAUAAAGUUUGCAGACUCGGGCGCUGGAGAGGUCCUUUGGUGUGUUUCUUGAGCUCCUCACACACUACCACCUCACUGCCCAGAGUUCUAGAUUUGUAAUUAGGGGAUUGUGCGAGAACGGACUAGGAUUGGGAUUUUCUUCGCACCUGUGCAAGGAAAACGCCAUCUCUCCACGUUAACAGGGAUAGGCCCAAUCCAAGCCAUGACGGACGGGAGGAUCUAUGUAGGGAACCUUCCCAUGGAUGUGCAGGAGCGGGACAUUGAGGAUCUCUUCUACAAAUAUGGAAAAAUUCGGGAUAUUGAGCUGAAGAACAACAGAGGCACCAUCCCGUUUGCCUUUGUGCGCUUUGAGGACCCACGGGAUGCCGAGGAUGCUGUCUAUGGAAGGAAUGGAUAUGGAUUUGGAGACUCUAAGCUGCGUGUGGAAUACCCUCGCUCAUCUGGAUCCAAGUUUAGUGGCCCCCAGGGAGGGGGACCCCGGGGAAGGUUCGGACCCCCCUCUCGGCGGUCUGAGUUCCGGGUGAUAGUGACUGGCCUCCCCCCGACAGGCAGCUGGCAGGACCUGAAGGACCACAUGCGUGAGGCAGGGGAUGUGUGUUUUGCGGAUGUUCAGCGUGACGGUGAAGGUGUCGUAGAGUUCCUGCGAAGGGAAGACAUGGAGUAUGCCCUGAGGCGCCUCGAUGGAACGGAGUUCCGCUCUCACCAGGGGGAGACUGCCUAUAUCCGAGUUAUGGAGGAGAGGGGUUCCAGCUUCGGGCGCUCUCGCUCUCGGUCCAGAUCCCGCGGGCGCUACUCGCCCCCAUACCAUAGCAGAGCUUCCCCCCCUCCCCGCUACCACUCACCCCCUCCUCGCCACUCCCUGUCCCGCCAUAGCCCCCCCAGCCGUAGGCUCCCCUCACAGCACCACAGUCCCCCUCCACGUCACUAUCGGUAAACAUCCCUCUCCAGUGCAGGAGAGUUUUGGCCCAUGUCUGUUUUUCUUUCUUUUUAAAUCCCAUUCUCCCGCCCUUUUUAUUUUGAAAUUUACAUUCCAUUAAGAUUGCCCCACCCCAAUUAAGGCCUUAAUUGUAUGAAAUUUUCUUACAAAUCUCUGAUUACAUAAGAUGUGUUUCCUGGAUUUUACCUUGUCAUGCCGUCAGUCAGUGUGUUUGUAUGUAUAGUGUGAGUAUGACCUCCAUCUGCUGAACCAUGGGAGCUUUGCCAAUACAGCUUACCACUGGAGUCCACACACUUUGGGUGUGGGUGUAAUGUACGUGUAGGAGCACCUGCGUGGCAGUCUGAAAGCCAUCCCUACAAUAGUCCUUUCUGAAGUCACCCUUGUUUGAAUUUUAUUUUUAUUUUUUUUCACUUAGCCCAAACAGCUCAGCUGCUUAAGCACUGAUAAGACAAUGUUCUGAUGGAAAUCUGGUACACCUUUGUUUUUUCAAUAUAUUUUUUGUUUUGUUUUAAAUUAAAAAGAUAAUCAUUUUAACUCGCUCAUUCUUAUGCCCUCGGUUUUGUUUUGUACCCUUUGAUGGCUGUAUGCAAGGAACAUUUAUUGUUUGUUUUUCAAUUAAAAUAUUGAAUCACAUUCAAA